Odobenus rosmarus divergens (Pacific walrus) is the source of this 2628-nucleotide messenger RNA. RefSeq names its product 15 kDa interferon-responsive protein-like. The transcript has 2 exons. The record is from RefSeq and is a predicted model, not a curated record. Bases 800 to 1195 code for a protein of 131 amino acids. NCBI's taxonomy places the organism in Eukaryota, Metazoa, Chordata, Mammalia, Carnivora, Odobenidae.
AACUAAGGCUGUCACUCCUCUGCUUUUCAGGCCAAAUCUUUAUACAGUUUUAGCACUCACGCCUUCCCCAGUGUCUCUACGUGCUCUCACAGGAUCAAGCCUCAGAAAUCACAAAAAGAACACUGGAGAAAAGCAAGGUGUGUGAAGCAUUCCCAGACGCUUCAACCAACUCAGCAUCAACUACUUCUCUGUGACUGGGUCCUGCCAAGAAAGACUUCAUUGGAUCCACGCUCAAGAGGACUCUACUAGGUUUUCCUGACCCCCUACAUUGCUGUAAAGUGCCAAGGCCUUAAGACUUGGGUACGUGUAUUACAACGGCAAGUGCCAGCGCCCACAAAAGACCCAUUGGACCUGUCAGCUCCUUUUGUUUCACCAAGCAGACAUAAUAACUUACCAGCAAAGCAGAGUAAGCCAAGUGCCUCUGCAUGACACCACCAGCUGAUAACACACAAGAAAAAAUAACCAAUUUAGACUAGAGCCCUAUCUUUUCUUGAGAAGCUGGGAUUUGAAGGAGCUAUUCUGAGAUCUGUGCUGCUAGUGAGUGACUGAUAACAUUAUAGACUGGAUCGGUCCCUUGAGUUCAGAGACUGAGUUGCAAUUGAGUGAAAAAUAGACAACGAAAUCUUGAAGAAUUGCACGGAGGUGCAAGCCAAAUUUAACUCCGGUCGCCAAGUAUUGUUGGUUGGACUGAGAAAUUGCUAAACCAGACCUGUAAUAGGACUGGUUGUUUGGGUAUCUCUCUUUGUCAUUGUUGCCUUUUACUGUUACAUUGCUUUCUGUGUUAUCUCUCUAAGCCCAGAUGUUCUCAGAUAAUUCACAUUGCCCGGACUGUGGACAACAGUGGUUCCCUAGUUUAGAACUAGGCCAUUGGUUGUACCAAACUGAACUUGUUGAAAAUGAGUGUUACCAAGUAUUCUUAGACCGUAUUAACAGAGCGGAUUAUUGCCCAGAGUGUUACCCUGAUAAUCCUGCUAAUAGAAGCCUUGUUCUUCCUUGGUCUUUCCCACUUGAGUGGGCGCCCCAAAAUCUUACUAGAUGGACCUUUGAAAAAGCUUGCCACCCGUUUCUUCUGGGUCCUCCACUGGUUAGAAAAAGGAUACAUGACUCUAGAGUAGCUGGCUUUAACCCUGCAUUGCAGUUAAUCUUGACCAGAACAGACAAAACCUUGAACAAAAAACUUGGCCAAAACAAAUAACUUCUUAAGCAGUCAAAAUCAUGGAGACUCUAGAGUUUGUACUAGUAGCUCAAGGAAGACUGGGAAAAUGACUCUUUUUCUAAAUCUGAUCUGGACUGUCACUACUUUGGGGAAUUGCUUAAAUUGUUGGAUCUGCUCCCAUCGUCUACACAUAUUUUGUUCAGCAUGAAUUUAAUCAGUAUUCCAGUCAGACUGUUCAUCUAGAACCAGUCUAAUCUACGUUCCCUAUGUUUGGGAAUUAGCUUACCCAUCCUAAAAAGCUCCACAGCCUUAUUACGGAUGUAUGACAGGAUAGUCCUGGAGGAGAGGCCCUGUACUGUGUGUACCAUAAUGAUACUUUUAGUGAUAACUUUUGUGGGAAAGCAUCUUUGUAGCUGGAUUAUAAAUUAUUCCAGUAAACAACUAGAUAUUUUAAUAAGAAACUGCAUUGUUCUCCAUUCCACCUCUUAUACAUUAACCAGUGGUAAUAUCUACAUAGGAUACACACAAACAUGCAGAAAUGCCACUGUCUUUACUUACUGACUCUACAUAGCAAAGGCUAUCCUGUUUUUGUGGUGACUGAAGUUUGAAUGUCCUCCUCUGGAAAUGGAAAAGUAUGAGAUAGGUGACAAAAGGAGUUAUCAAGCUUGACUCCAUAGACACUAUGAGGAAGCAUCUUUCUGAGAACUAAGAAUGUCUUGCUGGACAUUGACCACAUUCUGGCCUUCACCUGUUGAUGAGAAUCAUGGAACUAGAGUAUAGGAGAAACUUAGAAAAAUCUGAAAACAUCUCAGAGGCCAUUGAACAAUUUUUAAAUUCCACUUAAGAUACUAGAUAAUCCAGUGCUUGUGUAGCAGCUGAACAAUGUUCCUAAGAUCCCAGGCUCUUUCUAUUCUUCCCCACUGGGAUCCUUACCGUGGUGGCUUUUUGUCCUCAUAGUUGUUUCUUCAGUGAGUAUAGUGUGGCUGUUACUGUUCCAGACAUUUCAUUCGCAAUCAAAGGCUGGAAAUACGAAGCAAAAGCUUUUUCCUUUCAAGUCUGUGUCUUUUAUUUGGGGAAAAAGGUCUUUCUCAAAAGGCCCUCACAGAUUUCUCCUUAUAUCUCAUUAGAAUGUACUGGUUCACAAGCCUGGGAAGCCCAGCAGAGGGGAAGGGGGUUAGCAGUGCCUGGGUAGGGCCCAUUGUCUCCCCUAAUAAAAUCAUGGCUCUUUUAGGAAGGGAGAAGGAAGGAAUGAAUAGCUGUUGGUAUGCAACAAAUCAUGCCUGCCACAAGUUGUGAAACCUAAAGUUAUUUGUUCGUCUGUAUAAAGGAUGUACCCCAGAGACCUACCCUGUGUCUGCCUUAUGUCUGUCACAAUGGAAGUUCUCUCCUGUUACAUUGCUGAAUAAACUGUGUGGACUGCUAAAUUGAAUGAAGACUAGUUAGUUUAUCAUUGACCCUUGGUUAAGAACUCC